CGGUCGGUCAGCUUUUGGUAUUAAAGUUUAGUAUGUUGAGAGAACAUGACGUGGGUUUGAGUUACGUAGCUCGUUUUAGCGUAAGGUAGUUAGUUAAUGGCUAGUAAUGUACUCCGUCUGUUCCGUCCUUACAUUCUGAGCUCGAGUCCCGUUUUGCUGAGAUCUUACUCCACGGACGGCAUGAGCACGGCGAGCGCGAUGACUCGUUCCCCGCUCGAGCGGCUGGACUUUGAUAAUGUGGUGCUGAAGAAGCUGCCGGUGGACGAGUCGGAGGCCCCGGGAGCGAGGACAGUCCGCGGCGCGUGUUUCUCCAGAGUGACGCCGCAGCCGCUGGAGAAGCCCCGCUUUGUGGCGGUGUCCGGUCCCGCCAUGGCGCUGCUCGGGCUCAGCGCGGAGGAGGUGUGGAGUGACCCGCUGGGCGCGGAGUACCUGAGCGGCUCCAGGCUGAUGCCAGGCUCCGAGCCCGCUGCUCACUGCUACUGCGGACACCAGUUCGGGCACUUCGCGGGGCAGCUGGGAGACGGAGCGGCGAGCUAUCUGGGGGAAGUGAGAGCUCCGGCUGAUCAGAGUCCUGACCUGCUGAAGGAAAACCCCAGCAGGCGCUGGGAGAUCCAGCUGAAGGGUUCUGGACUCACUCCUUAUUCCAGGCAAGCGGACGGACGUAAGGUCUUGCGCUCCAGCAUCCGUGAGUUCUUGUGCAGUGAAGCCAUCUUUGCUCUCGGGAUUCCUACCACACGUGCUGGCUCUGUAGUGACGUCAGACUCACGCGUCAUGAGAGACGUGUUUUAUAAUGGCAAUCCGUGCAUGGAGAGAUGCUCAGUGGUGUUGCGCAUUUCUCCUACUUUUAUCAGGUUUGGUUCAUUUGAGAUUUUCAAAGAGGAGGAUGAGUUGACAGGUCGGCAGGGCCCCAGCUAUGGAUGUAAUGAGAUACGAACUCAAAUGCUGGAUUAUGUCAUUGAAACUUUCUACCCAGAGAUCCAGCAGAGUCACUCAGACCCAGUAGAGAGGAACACCGCCUUCUUUAGGGAGGUGAUGCUGAGAACAGCCAGACUUGUGGCCCAUUGGCAGUGUGUGGGAUUCUGUCAUGGAGUCCUCAAUACUGAUAAUAUGAGUAUUCUCGGGCUUACACUGGACUAUGGACCAUUUGGCUUCAUGGACCGCUUUGACCCAGAGUUCAUCUGCAAUGCCUCUGAUAAUACUGGACGGUACUCAUACCAAGCUCAGCCAGAAAUCUGUCACUGGAACCUCGCUCGGCUAGCAGAAGCUUUGCACCCAGAUCUACCCUCAGACCGGGCGCAGGCUGUGUUGGAAGAGUACACGCCCCUCUUCAACACGUUCUACUUGAGUAAUAUGAGAAGAAAACUGGGCUUGCUGAGGAAAGACGAACCAGAGGAUGAGAUACUCAUCACAAACUUAAUGCAGACAAUGCACAAUACGGGUGCCGACUUCACCAACACGUUCCGCUGCUUGAGUCAGAUCCCAUGUCCUGCAGAAGGAGAGACAGUGGAGGAUGGUGUCAAACAGGCUGCAGAGCUGCUUCUGCAGCAAUGUGCUUCUCUAGAGGAGCUAAAAGAUGCUAGUAAGCCUAGUAUGGACCCACGUGAAUUCUCAAUGCUGCUCUCCUUGGCCCAGAGUAACCCUGCGCUGUUCAGCAUGUUGUCAGAUCGGAGGACGUUGUCCCAACAGCUGGAAAAGCUCGCUAGGUUAAAGGAGCUGAUGGAAAUCACAGAGAUGGACCUGAAGACCAAGCAGACAGAGGAGUGGACAAGUUGGAUUAAACAGUACAGGCAGCGCCUUGCUCGUGAAUGUGAGGGAGAGUGCGACGUGAAGGCAGUGCAGAAGGAGAGAGUGUGCGUGAUGGACAGUACCAAUCCUCGUAUAGUGCUUCGGAACUACAUUGCCCAGAAUGCAAUAGAAGCAGCUGAGAAAGGCGACUUCUCUGAGGUUCAGAGAGUUCUGAAAGUGCUGGAGAAGCCAUUUUGCCCGCAGGAGGGCUUGGAGCUGCCAGGUUGGAUGGUAGGACAAGGAUCUGAAGAAGCACAAGAGAGGAGUGAAGAACAGGGUCAAAGAGAGACUGAGGAGGAUGUUACAGCAGCAGAGAGCAGAGUGAGUGUGUCUUAUGACAGCAAGCCCCCAGCCUGGGCUGCUAAAAUCUGUGUCACCUGAUCAUCAUAAAGCCUUCAGGACAAGUAGCCCAGAGAGCGCUCCCCUUUGGGGAUCUGUCUAUGAAGGCUGUUUGAGGUACUAAUCUCCUGUCAACUAGUUUGGGAACAUAUUAUAGAGAAUAAUAUACUGUAUGUGGAAUGCAGUUCUUUUGACUGGUUAUUAAUGAUGACUUUGACCACCAGUCUGACAGACAGGUCUUAGUCUGAAAGACAAGGAUUUUAGUAUCCUAUACACCAAAUAGCAUGUGGACUAGUGCUAGAGAGUGUGCGCGUGAGAGAGAGCUUGUGUGUGUGUGUUUCCAUGUAUGUUUGUUUUGUUGUGUAAGAGAGUGAGCAAAAAAAGUCUUAACGCACAAGUUCGUGGGCAGUAAAGCUCCAAAAUGUAACUAUUAGUUAAAACAUAUUAUAAUUUCUGUAAUAGGUUUAAUUAUGUUAUUAGAAAGCAAUAAUAUAAAAAUGAUCUUGAAAUAAAUGGUUUAUGGUCUCUUACUUUAUACAAAUUAGAGCAUAUAUCUCAAAGUAGGCCUUACUGCUUCUGGACUUUUAGAUGCUGAACAAUAAUUUCCAGCAUGAAAAUGAUGUAGCAAGAGUGAUUGUUUACAUUUAUAAUCAUUUAGAUAUAAUAAAGCAUAAAAUACAUAGUACAAAAAUAAACAUCUGCCAAAGAAGAUGCUGUCCAUGUUUCUGUAUUAUUUUAUGAGCAAUAAAUUGUUUCAAUUUAUGAUGCUUCAUUCUGAAAACUUUUAAGAUUUACAAAAUGUGUUUGAUUAAUUAAUGCAGGAAAUAUGAAAUGCAAAAUAAAGCACCACUGUAUAUAUUA
Molecule: messenger RNA, 2985 nt
Organism: Clarias gariepinus (North African catfish)
Lineage: Eukaryota; Metazoa; Chordata; Actinopteri; Siluriformes; Clariidae
Gene: selenoo1
Product: selenoprotein O1
Exons: 9
Source: RefSeq, a predicted model, not a curated record